Fomitiporia mediterranea MF3/22 is the source of this 2236-nucleotide messenger RNA. RefSeq lists its product as uncharacterized. Gene Ontology annotation, biological process: regulation of transcription by RNA polymerase II. Bases 26 to 2236 code for a protein of 736 amino acids. The transcript has 11 exons. NCBI's taxonomy places the organism in Eukaryota, Fungi, Basidiomycota, Agaricomycetes, Hymenochaetales, Hymenochaetaceae. Gene Ontology annotation, molecular function: protein binding. Gene Ontology annotation, cellular component: Rpd3S complex. The record is from RefSeq and is a predicted model, not a curated record.
GUCCCCGUCGCUCUUGGGUCUAAGAAUGACCUCCUUCCCGGCGUGCCUCUUGAAUGUCGCGCCUGUCGUGCAUCCACCCAAUCUUGAGGGUGACCCGACUUUAGCAACCGAGAUUCUCCCUGGGCCUCCUUCGUUAGACUCCAUCCGUCAACUCGCUAAGAGAAACGAGCCCAGAAGGCAUCCUGCUUCGUCUUAUCUUCCUCUCUCUGACCCGGGUACGACUUACACAAGUCUUGCGGGUGGAAUGGCUGCAAUAGCCUUGGACGAGAACGGUCCUCGUCGAAAACGCGCCCGCGUGGAUAAAUCUAUUUCCAACCGUGCACAGAGGGCAUCAGCAAGAAACCUUGCGGGGAAUGCCACUCUGAAUGACCAGGCGUUGGUGUCCGAGAUGGAAGCGACGUCCUCCCAUGCCGGGUUAGACGAGGCUGUCUCCAACGACGACGAUCGAUCUACAUCCCACUCCAGAUCAACUUCUCUUCCACUCAACGGAGACGCACCCACUCAGAGUGCAUCUACAAACGGCACCAGAGCGAUGAAUGGGAAGGGAAAAGGCAAAGAAAAAGAAAAUUCGGACAGGGCGGCUCAGGUCCGUGUGAAGGAGGAGCCUGUUGCCGUUCAGAUAGGUGAUGUCCCACCGGCAAAUGAGGACCAUUGUUCUUCUUGCAGCUCAGUUGGUGCCCUCGUGUACUGCGACGGCUGUCCUCGCGCGUUCCAUCUGUGGUGUCUUGACCCACCGAUGGAUCCAUCCGAUUUUCCCGACGGGGAGGAAAGCUGGUAUUGUCCUGGCUGCAAAGCGGACCGGGGGCCACCCGCGAAACCGUCGCACACUUUCUUUUCCCCGUUGAUUCAGCAACUUCACUAUUCCAUUCCCACGGAGUUCCGUCUGCCUGAAGAAAUUCGCACUUUUUUUCGCGACGUUGGUACUGGAUCGAACGGUACUUACGUAGAUAACUCUUCAAUCAAAACCAUUCGAUUGGGACGUCACGGCCUCGGUGAAGAGCGCGAUCCGUAUCGACUAAAGGACAACAAGGGCGCUGCUGUCAUUUGCUUUCGCUGCGGAAAAUCAGCUCUUCCAGACGAUUCUGGCCUGGGACACUCGUCUAACCGUUCACGACGAUCAUCCACGGACCUAUCCCAGUCUGACCACUGGAAGAGCCUCGUUUCUUGUGACUUUUGUCCAUUGCAUUGGCACGUCGAUUGCCUGGAACCACCGCUUGCUUCCCUUCCACCAAUAAAUAGGAAGUGGAAGUGCCCAAACCACGCGACUAGCAGCGCGCCGAAAAUGCGCACACCGAGGACAUCUGGUCCACCUAUCGACAUCACCGAGACUCGGCAGCGGAACAACGGAAAUAUCGAGGUCAUUAAUUCAGAUAUCCCACAACGCGUAGAAGAGAAAAUGGCAGUAGACGAAGUUCUUAUCAAUGGUCGGAAGUAUCGCGUCCCAGAACGCAUUAUCAUGCUUGAUUUCUGGAGCAAGGUCAAGCAGCAGAAAUCAAAUAGAAGGAGCGGGCACGCUAGCUCUGCUUCCUCUCCUCUCACGUCGCUGAGUUCUUUAGACGAACAAAACGAGCAGCCACCGCCAUUCAAUCUCAGUGCGCGUGUUCCUGAUAGUAAUGAUGAUGAUACACUUCAAGUUGCUCAGUUGCUUUGUGGUCUACAGUCUGCAGGCCCAUCUCGCCCAACUGAGAGUAUUCCCAUUGAGAAAGGGUCUCGAAUAGAACAGGAUGAUCAUAUUCCUCAGAAGCGACAAAAGAUGGAGCACGUACGCACAUCGACUUCGGCUCCUGUCGUCAAGAAUCAACGAAGUCAUCGUCGGGGACUAUCUACGAUUCCAUUGAACAAAUCUCUGUCAGAGAUGUCGAUCUCUUUUGGUUCUGUCAAACUGCCUGCUGGGAAGAGAGGAGCAAAUAAGGGCCGUUCAUCGCGCUCCGCUCAUUUAGCAACAUCCAACUCGGAGUCGCAUACAGUCCAACACCAGGACACGAGACCACACAAAGAGUCAGUUCCCAGGGCGACAACUACACAACCUACUCAAGACAUCAAGGCGAAUCACAAUCCUCCUACAACGAACGGCGUCCGCGAUACCGCUCCUGAAACCCGCGAAGAUCCACCCGUCCGCGCAAAUACUGCCGGCGAGCCGUCUCCUACAAAAACAACCCAGCACUUCUACUACGGCAGCCGAUACCUCCGCCCCACCGCUUCCAUCUUUAUCCCCUCUACAAACUCGUCCUCGUAG